GCUGCUCAAGGUCGACAGAGUCGGCCGUCAUGACAACUUCUUCAUGCUUGGCGGGCACUCGCUGUUGGCUGUGAGGUUGAUCAGCCAAAUCCGCUCAAGACUGGGAUUCGGCCUCGAGUUGCGGACAGUGUUCGAGGCUCUUACGCUUGAGAAGUUGGCACGGAAACUACAGCAACAGGAUAGCACUCAAGGAGACGCAUUCAGCGUUUUGCUGCCACUCAACCCAAGCGGCAGUCGCUCGCCUUUGUUCUGUAUCCAUCCUGUAUUGGGACUAAGCUGGAGCUUUAUCGGCCUAGCGAAGCAUUUGCAUGCGGAUCAGCCUCUGUAUGGUAUUCAAGCACGCGGGCUCGAUGGAAAAGAGCAACCGGCAUCGACACUGGAGGCCAUGACAAGAGACUACAUUGACCAAAUCCGCCUCGUUCAGCCGCAAGGGCCUUAUAAUCUAUUGGGCUGGUCUUUCGGCGGUACCGUCGCUCAUAGCAUGGCUGUUCAACUUGAGGCACAGGGCCAUAAAGUUGGCUUGCUCGCUUUGAUGGACACAACAGCAGAUUACUCCGUCCUCUCUGAGGACUUGGACGACGGUCAGGAUGAAGAUUCAUACGCUGAUCUUCUUUCUCGAUUCAGUAAUAAGGAUGCACCCGAAGAUGGGCGUGCUCUACUGGAAAAGGCGCGACAUAUCGUCAGGAACAAUAUCCAGCUUGCCAAGGAAUACUCACCCUCUGUCUAUAGUGGCGACUUACUCUACUUCAGUGCUACGGUUCGUGCGGCUGACGACGAGACUCAUGCAGCAGAUCCGGCCGGUUGGGCGCCUUUGGCUCUUGGCAAGGUCGAGGUGCAUAAGGUCAACUGCGCGCAUCUUGAGAUGGACCAGCCCGAGCCGAUAGCAGAGAUCGGACGCGUCAUUUACUCGAAGCUUGAGGAAUUGCAGUAGUGAUAGAUAAUCAAUGCUUUAGUAG
Gamsiella multidivaricata is the source of this 956-nucleotide messenger RNA. RefSeq names its product Alpha/Beta hydrolase protein. NCBI's taxonomy places the organism in Eukaryota, Fungi, Mortierellomycota, Mortierellomycetes, Mortierellales, Mortierellaceae. The coding region runs from base 44 to 931 and encodes 295 amino acids. Gene Ontology annotation, biological process: biosynthetic process. The record is from RefSeq and is a predicted model, not a curated record. The transcript has a single exon.